Molecule: messenger RNA, 1090 nt
Organism: Ceraceosorus guamensis
Lineage: Eukaryota; Fungi; Basidiomycota; Exobasidiomycetes; Ceraceosorales; Ceraceosoraceae
Product: HAD-superfamily hydrolase
Exons: 7
Coding region: 1-1077 (358 amino acids)
Biological process (GO): glycerophospholipid biosynthetic process
Cellular component (GO): mitochondrion
Source: RefSeq, a predicted model, not a curated record
AUGCUCCUAGACGCUUCUCGGGCCAAGCUCGUGGGCUCACGCGGCGAGCAAGCAUUUGCCUUCGACAUCGAUGGCGUUCUUGUCAGAGGAGGAAACCCAAUCGAAGGUCUUCUGCCCAUUUUUCAGAGACUCAACCAUGCCUUCUCAUUCAGAGUACCCCACGUCUUUCUGACGAACGGAGGCGGUUACGCAGAAGCUGUCAGAGCGAAGCGCUUGGGCGAAUUGACGCGCAGUGAGGUCUCCGAAGAACAGAUCAUUCAAGCGCACACAGUAUUGCAAGAGCUCGUGCCCUCGUAUGCAGAUCGACCCGUGCUGGUUCUUGGCGGCGCCUCCGAGUCCAAAGUACGGACGGUGCACGAUGUGAUGCGCGGCUACGGCUUCAAAAACUUCACUCUAGCCUCCGAGGUGCAUUCAUGGAGGUCCGAUGUUUGGCCAUUCCACGACGCUCCCGAGGGCAAUCUAAGUGAAGGUCGAACGUGGCUGAAACGUCAUGCCGAGCAGCGGCAUCACCACGAGGCAGUGUCAGAGAGACGCUUCGGGGCUGUCAUCGUUUUCCACGACUCGAGAGAUUGGGGAGGGGACAUUCAGCUCAUGUGCGAUGUGUUGCGAAGCCCGACUGGUCAGAUUGGGACGCUGGGUGAUGACACGCAUCCGCAAGCCCCCGUCUUUUUCACCCACGAGGAUCUGAUCUGGACCAACUCCUUUCCCACGCCCAGAUUCGGGCAGGGCGCUUUCCAGCUUGCUGCACGAGCAGUGUACAAGGCGGCGUCUGGCAGAGAGUUGCAAGCGACGACUUUCGGCAAACCUCAUCGUGCUACGUAUGCUUUUGCUGAAAAGAAGCUCAAGGGCUUUGCACAGGCGCAAGGAUUGGGAGCGGAGGAUGUUGCAGAUGUGUGGAUGAUCGGUGAUAAUCCCGCCUCCGACAUUGCAGGGGCCAAUGCGUUUGGUUGGAAAUCUGCAUUGGUCGAGACUGGAGUGUAUGUGCCAGGCACACGGGCAGCUUUUGAGCCCACCAUGCAUGCGCGCUCAGCAGAGCAAGCCGUUGAGCGCAUUCUUGCUCAGUACAAUCUCGAUUGAGAUCGAGCGCCCC